Chironomus riparius is the source of this 1977-nucleotide messenger RNA. The record is from the annotation of a GenBank genome assembly. Lineage: Eukaryota; Metazoa; Arthropoda; Insecta; Diptera; Chironomidae.
AUGAAUAAUUGCAGCUACGACAAGGAGGACUUUGAUGUGAUGUUAAAUGGAAAAAGUUAUGUCCUGAAGUUAAUUGACACCGCGGGACAAGAAGAUUACGAAAGAGUACGAAGGCUCUUCUAUAAAGAUGCUAAAGCAUUCAUUUUAUGUUACAGCAUAGAGAAUCAUGCAUCGUUUAAUAAUAUUUAUAAUAAAUGGAUGCCUGAAUUGAAGCAGAUAGAGAAUUGGCCAAUUCCAUUUAUUUUAGUUGGUACGAAAAUUGACUUAAGAGAUGAUCCGACAUACAGUAAACCAUUAGUAACAACAGAAGAGGGUCAGGGCCUUGCUCAGCGAAUUUGUGCAAAUCGUUUUAUCGAGUGUUCAGCCAAGAAAAAUGUACACAUUAAAGAUACGAUUGAGGAAGCUCUACGUGCUGUGUUUAAUGGUCCAAUUGUUGAUGAGAAGAAGAAAAAGGAUUCGUCGAGCAUAUCCAGAAAAUAUAAGCAUAAAUAUACCACCAUUGUUAAUAUUUGUAAACGAGACAAACAGAAACUUGAAUCUACAACGGAACAAAAUGAUCGAGGUUUAAAUGCAUCUACAAAACUUCGACCUGAUAUUAUGAUCAAACUGGAAUCUAUGCUUUUUAUAUGGAUUGAAGAUUGUAACCAGAAAGGCCUUCCUUUAAGUAUGGAAAAUAUCUCCAUCAAAUCGAAGGACAUUUACAAAUCAUUGAAAGAAAAGUUGGAUCCUCAAGAUAAGCAUUGCUUCAAUUCCAGUCGUGGAUGGUUUGAUAAAUUCAAGAAACGAUAUCAAUUACACAAUUUAGUCUUAAAUGGAGAAGCAGCAAGUGCUGACAAAACGCAAGCUGAUUCAUUUGUUGAAACCUUUUUGAGUAAAAUUGAUGGAAAUUACAGUCUUGACCAAAUAUUUAACGUCGAUGAGACUGGACUUUUUUGGAAGCGAAUGCCGAGUCGUACAUAUAUUGCACAGCAAUCCAAGUCAGCUGCUGGUCAUAAGGUAUCAAAGGAAAGAUUGACAUUAUUAUUAGGUGCCAAUGCUAGUGGCGAAUUUAAGCUAAAACCUUUAUUAAUCUACACAUCAGAAAAUCCUAGAGCAUUCAAAAAUGUCGACAAAUCUAAAUUGGGAGUUUAUUGGCGAUCAAAUAAGAAAGCCUGGAUGACAUCUGUAAUUUUUACUAAUUGGGUGAAGACUUGUUUAGUAAAAGAGCUAAAAAAUUAUUCAUUAAAAAAAGGAAUGCCAUUUAAGUUCCUAAUACUCAUAGAUAAUGCACCAGGACAUGCAAAUAUUGAAAUUUUGAACCAAAUUUCCGAUGGAAUUAAGUUUAUGUUCUUACCUCCUAAUACCACAUCAUUAAUUCAGCCGAUGGACCAAGGCUGUAUAUCAACUUUUAAAUCUUAUUACUUAAAAAAGUCAUAUCAAAGCAUUCUGGAUUCUGAUUGUGAUGAAGCUACGGUUAAGGAUCUCUGGAAAAAGUUCAAUAUUGCACAUGCUGUGAAAUAUAUCACAUCAGCCUGGACUGAUGUAUCUGAAAAUUGUGUUCGCGGAUCAUGGAAAAAACUAAUUCCUUCACUCAAUGUUGUGGAUGAAAAUUAUAUGGAAAAUGUUUUGCUCUCAAUCGAAACUCAUGCCCUUAAUGCUGGAUUGACUGGAAUGGAACAAUCUGAUUUGCUAGAAAUUUUAAAUGAUAACUUUGAGUAUUCAGUCGAAGAUUUGCAGGAAAUUUUGGAAAAUGAUAGCUUGGAAUGUAGCUCAGAAACAGAAAGUGAAGAUGAAUCUAAAAAAGUGGAGGUUUUAAGCAAAAAGGACCUUAAAGAGAUAGUAAAUAUUUUUUCGCAGCUUAAAUUAAAGAUUAAGGAGUGUGAUCCUGAUAAAGAACGUGUUUUUGCAGUCGAAAAUGACCUAUCCAAAGCAGAAAACUAUUACUUAAAGCAAGUUAAAACGCAAAAAGUUCAAAAACCUAUUGAUUUGUUUUUUUAA